This is a messenger RNA of Esox lucius (northern pike), 3681 nucleotides long. It is a transcript of the gene acap3b, whose product is annotated as ArfGAP with coiled-coil, ankyrin repeat and PH domains 3b. The coding region runs from base 270 to 2900 and encodes 876 amino acids. Gene Ontology annotation, cellular component: cytoplasm. The transcript is spliced from 24 exons. Gene Ontology annotation, molecular function: GTPase activator activity; protein binding. NCBI's taxonomy places the organism in Eukaryota, Metazoa, Chordata, Actinopteri, Esociformes, Esocidae. The record is from RefSeq and is a predicted model, not a curated record.
ACUGUCAUUGACAGAGGGGUGUGUCGUCCACGCCGGUGCUGACACGCCUCUUUACCAUACCUCACGCUUAGCGCAGCAGCCGUAGUAAUUUGACAUCCAUUGAGACUACAUUCUGCUUCGCCGUGUCUGAAGAAGCUGCUGCGCGUCCGACAAAACAGGGAAUACCGCAAUCGUUCAGGACUCGUUUUAUCCAACCCACCGUCCGUUAAUCAGCCCCGGGCAAUGAAAUUAACCAAAUAAAGGAGUAAUAGUAGAAGAAAAACGCUAAGAUGACAGUGGACUUUGAAGAAUGUAUUAAAGAUUCUCCCCGAUUCAGGGCGGGCAUCGAUGAGGUGGAGACUGAUGUGGUGGAGAUAGAAGCUAAACUAGACAAGCUUGUGAAGUUGUGCAGUGGUAUGAUCGAGGCCGGCAGGGCGUACGUGAGCGCCAACAAGCUGUUUGUCAAUGGCAUCAAAGACCUGUCUCAGCAGUGCAAGAAGGAGGAGAUGAUCUCUGAGUGUCUAGAGAAGUGUGGGGACAGACUGCAAGAGAUCGUCAACUACCACAUGAUCCUUUUCGACCAGGCCCAGAGAUCAAUUAAACAGCAGCUCCACACCUUCAUCAAAGAAGAUGUGCGCAAAUUCAAAGAGACUAAGAAGCAGUUUGACCGUGUGAGGGAAGACAUGGAGAUAGCCCAGGUGAAGAACGCCCAGGCGCCCAGGAACAAACCCCACGAGGUGGAGGAAGCUACGUCCUCUCUCACCCUGACCAGGAAGUGCUUCAGGCACCUGGCGCUCGACUACGUACUGCAGAUCAACGUUCUUCAAGCCAAGAAGAAGUUUGAGAUCCUGGACGCAAUGCUGUCAUUUAUGCGUGCCCAGUACACUCUGUUCCAGCAGGGCUAUAACAUCCUGGAUGAGAUUGAUCCCUACAUGAAAAAACUGGCUGCCGAGCUGGAUCAGCUGGUCAUUGACUCUGCCAUGGAGAAGAGAGACCUGGAACACCAACAUGCUACCAUUCAACACAGGACUCUGAUGCAGGACUUCUCGUACGAUGACAAUAAGGUGGAGUUCAACGUUGACGCCCCUAACGGUGUGGUGAUGGAGGGGUACCUGUUCAAGAGGGCCUCCAACGCCUUCAAGACCUGGAACAGGCGGUGGUUCUCCAUACAGAACAGCCAGCUGGUCUACCAGAAAAGACUCAAGGAUGCCCUGACGGUUGUGGUGGAGGACCUGAGGUUGUGUUCAGUGAAACCAUGCGAGGAUGGAGAAAGGAGGUUCUGCUUUGAGGUGGUGUCCCCCACCAAGAGCUGCAUGCUUCAGGCUGAGUCAGAGAAACUCCGUCAGUCGUGGAUCCAAGCGGUACAGGCCUCUAUUGCCUCUGCAUACAGGGAGAUAUCAGACAACUACUACAUCGAGCGGCUGGACCGAACCGCGUCCCCCUCCACCAGCAGUAUAGACUCGGCCAGCGAGCCCAGGGGAGGGAGGAUGGGUGAGGGCAGGGGGGAGAGUAUCCUUCAGCGCGUGCAGACCCUGCCAGGGAAUGAGCUGUGCUGUGACUGCUCCCAGGCUGCACCCUGCUGGGCCUCCAUCAACCUGGGAGUCCUGCUCUGCAUCGAGUGCUCUGGCAUACACAGGAGUCUUGGUGUCCAUUGCUCCAAGGUGCGGUCGCUAACACUGGACUCAUGGGAGCCAGAGCUUCUCAAGUUGAUGUGUGAGCUGGGAAACAGCGUGAUUAACCACAUCUAUGAGGGGGGCUGUGAAGAGAUGGGAGUGAAGAAACCUGGGCCUUCAAGUACCAGGCAGGAGAAAGAAGCGUGGAUUAAGGCAAAAUACGUAGAGAAGCGUUUCCUGAAGAAGAUGAGCAGCAGCGACUCGUUAGUGGAGGGAGACAGGAAGUCCCGCCCCUGGAGCGCGAAGAAGUGCCAGCGCAACCACAGUGCAAGACGAGGAGCACCAAAAACCCGCCGGAAAUACCGCCACGACCAUGGCAUGACCCCGACAGAAAACCUUUCAGCAGCUGCUGCAGCUAAGCUCCGUCGUGACUCUCUGUUCUGUCCCGAUGAGAUGGACAACCUCUUCUCCUACUUUGAUACCGGCAAUGGCCCUCGCAGCCCUGCAGGUCUCAGCAGCGACAGUGGUCUGGGUGGCAGCACAGACGGCAGCACAGACAUCCUGGUGUUUGGCUCAGUGGUGGACAGCGUUGCAGAGGAGGAGUGUGAGGGGGAGUCAGAAGGGGAGGAGUCUAGUGGGGAGGCGGAGAUAGAGCAGGAGGCGGGCUCCGACCCAGAGGAGCCCCUCCCCUUACGCGGGCUCUUCUCGCCGUGGGCACUGCUGUACCAGUCGUCACGGCUACACAACCUGCCACUCAUGGCAGAGGCCCUGGCACACGGGGCAGAUGUCCACUCCGCCUGCGAAGAGGAGGAGGGGAAAACGCCACUCAUACAGGCCGUGGCAGGAGGUUCGUUGAUCGCGUGUGAGUUUCUGCUGCAGAACGGGGCUGAUGUGAACCAGAGAGACAUGAGAGGGAGAGGUCCCCUGCACCACGCUACCUACCUGGGACACACUGGUCAGGUGUGUUUGUUUCUGAAGAGAGGAGCCUGUCAGACAGAGGUGGACGAAGAAGGUCACGACCCUCUGAGCAUGGCUGUCCGGGCAGCUAACGCAGACAUUGUCACGCUGUUGCGGUUGGCGAGGAUGAACGAGGAGAUGCGCGAGGCGGAAGGUCCUAUGGGCCAGCCAGGUGACACAACAGAUCACAUCUUUCGGGAGUUCCCUCUCACGUUAUCCCAGCAGCCCGAGGAACUGAAGAGGAGGAGCUAUACUUCGCACACACUGAAUGAGGCAGCCCACCACAGCAUCCUGAACAGGGUUGGGGACAUUAGUAGUGGAAGUUUAGCACAACCACCUCUUCCACUGUAGGACCCUGAUGUAGCAGACGUGAAAGAAAUGCCUUAGUGGUUCUACAGAAAACUACUGGGGUUUGGUUAGGCUCCGCCUUCCUUUCUGCUUUUCAACAGAACCGGAAGCUUCCUAGUUUCUCAAUAUAAUCAAUUUAUAACCAUUUCAUUUUUAUUUUUUAUGUUUGCCUUUAGUUUUGGUCAAUUUUUAGAGUAGAAAUUAUAUUGUGUAAUUUAUUUAUUGAAAAUAAGUAGUGUGAAGAUGGGCCUGGACUCCCGAAAAGGAGUGCAGGUUAUCCUGAGUAGGGGGAUCUGUGCCCUGGGACGUCCUGCCCUGUUUCCUCUCUGUCAUACAAUAUGCAGAGAAGAAUGGGAGUAACUGCCCUGUUUAAGACUGUCAUACAAUAUGCAGAGAAGAAUGGGAGUAACUGCCCUGUUUAAGACUGUCAUACAAUAUGCAGAGAAGAAUGGGAGUAACUGCCCUAAGCCAGGUGUGAUAGGCAGGUGGAGGCCUACACGAGAAGACUCAAAUAUGUGGUCACUGCCAAAUGCUCUUCUACAAAGUACUGAAUAAAGGGUCUGAAUACUAACGUACCAUGUUUUUGCUUGACCAUGUGGUAUUGGGCGCAGGCUGAUGGCAAAGAAAAUCUGCACUCUACAUAGUGUACUGUAGAGGACUGUCUCAACGUUAUGAUAGCGUACUUUUGGGGUAAUUUUAAUUAGGCUACAUAGUAUACAAUAUGGGUUAGGGUUAUGCCAGGGUACUGGAGAGGAGAAUACGGCCGAUAGUAGAACCUCGGAUU